AUGUCUUCGACAACCGCGAUACCUCAGUUGCCGGGGUUCAACGCUCCGCUGAACACCAAACCCGAAAACCGGAGAGGUCACGGAAGUGUUCACGGUCAAGGCUUUCCAAACGCGCUCGAAAUUGAGGAUGGCUAUGUGAAUUAUCUGGACGUCAAAAGAGAGAUUGUCAUGAUGCAGAUUAUGAGCAGCAUCACGGAAAAGCCUGAUUGGGACAAGAAGGUCUUCGAUGAGGAAAUCACCUCCAAAUGGCGUAAAGAGAUUGCUGAGAGUGGAGAAGACGUGUCCCCCAAAAUGAUGGAUUGGAUCAUCAAAGAACUUCAGUGGAAGUCUGAAUCCUUCAAGAAGGACGGCCGAGUUAAGGUGUUUGACGUUGGAGUCGUCAAGUCCGAUACUGCCAUCUCACAAGAGCUGCAGAAAGCUUUGAAGGAAGCAGCUGUGCCGUUCGAAGACGUCCCCGAAGACCAGAAGGAUUAUCACCCGAAUUCAGAUCAGCAGGUCGUUGAUUUGGUUCACCCGUCUCUGUUUCCUGUUAUCUUUGGCCGAUCUCGCAUCCUGCCCGAUAGAACAAUCAACUUGGAAACUUGCCUUGGCAGUGUCGGACAAGGUGACCUGCUACCAGUGCCAUCGAAAGAUCAUAUCGCGCACACUCCACGGUAUGGCUAUGGCUGGCGCGCCACCCCGAGGGAAUACAGCCAGAAAUUUCAAUGGCUUCCCUGCGACGUGGAAUUCACCGAGGACGCAGGAUGUCGAAUCGUUUCUUACAUCAACAAUGCCCAUCCAGUCAAGCACCGAGGACUAUAUGAAGUUGUGGAGAAGAUUAUCACUCAGGCAGUGCCACUUUGGAACGAGACAUUGGCCUACAGACCAUAUAACGAGAGACGGAUUCAGUACAACUCUAUCGACUAUGAAGAGGAUGUUAUACCUGAACCAGAUGGUCAAGAGUCCGAUGAGGACGAUGACGCAUAUGAAGAACGUUGGCAGACAUACCGAAACUCUCGGCGUUUCAUCCAGCCCGAACCAGCGGAGUUCACGCCGCCGAACCUUGAAAGGUGGGGUCUCAUCAACCUACAGGAAGCCUUUGCCGAGGAAGGACUUCAGGUGAUUGUGAAAUUAGCCAAUAUCGAACUCACGCCGGAGAAACCCAACUACGCAGGAGGUAGCUGGCACAUUGAGGGACAGCUGAAUGAACGAAUCUGUGCGACGGCCAUCUACUACUAUGACAGCGAGAACAUCACCGAGAGCACACUAGCCUUCCGCCAGCGCAGCGAAGACAACUUUGAAGAUGUAGGCUACGAACAAGAUUGCCACGAAUUCCUCCAAGCCGUAUACGGAUUCGGCCCCGAGGUUGACAGCCGCAAUGAUACCAAUGUCACGCAACAUCUUGGAAGUGUCGUCUGCAAAGAGGGACGCUUACUUACAUUCCCCAAUGUUGUCCAGCACUGCGUUUCUCCAUUCUCCCUGGAAGACAAAACCAAACCCGGCCACCGGAAGAUUCUGGCGCUGUUCCUAAUUGAUCCGCACAGACGGAUUAUCUCCACUGCGAACGUGCCUCCUCAACAGGAGGACUGGGGAAUGGAAAGACAGAAUCUUGUGACUGAUUUAUUGGCGAACAAUCUCCCGCCGGAAUUGCAGGUUAUGGUUGAGAAGGAUAUGCCGGCGUCGUUCUUGACGAUGGACGAGGCAAAGGCUUAUAGACUUGAAUUGAUGGAGGAGAGGAGUGUGGCAUCGGAGGUCAGCAAUGCGGCCUUUGAGACUGGAAAUUUCUCUCUGUGUGAGCAUUAG
Messenger RNA from Penicillium subrubescens, 1782 nucleotides. RefSeq names its product DUF4246 domain-containing protein. The transcript has 5 exons. The record is from RefSeq and is a predicted model, not a curated record. Lineage: Eukaryota; Fungi; Ascomycota; Eurotiomycetes; Eurotiales; Aspergillaceae. Bases 1 to 1782 code for a protein of 593 amino acids.